Molecule: messenger RNA, 1472 nt
Organism: Vitrella brassicaformis
Lineage: Eukaryota; Vitrellaceae
Source: the annotation of a GenBank genome assembly
CAGAGAUCUCACGAACGAAUCGAAGGAAGCGGGAAUCUGGCAGAGCCACACAGACUUACAAAAGAUCUACGGCAUGACGGAUGAAUCGUGCAGGCCUUCUACCUCCGACGAUGGCCGUCUGCGGCGCGAUGGUGACUCACGAGGCGGCUCUGCUUCAUCAUCGACGCUGACUGCAUCGUCCUGCACGACCCUUGCUGUCGCUUUGGUGCUUGCCAUUGUGGCUCUCGCUGCCGACGCCGCCUUCGUCCCCCCUGCGGCCCAUAUUUCCGCUGCACGGAGGACGUCCUCUCGAUGGCGGCUCAGCCGACCUGCUGUGGAUCAUCAUGGAGGAGUGCCGUUAGCGUGUCUUGGAGCGGUGGAUGAGACCGAGAGGGACACAUCGACAGGUCGGUGGGGUCGCCUGGGGUGGGGUGAGAAGCGCAUACAAUACAUGAUGCGAUGCGAUGCGCAGUGCAGACGUGUGUGUAUUGUGUGUGGCUGGUAUGUAUAUAUGUAUGUAUGUGUCAGGCGCACAGUCAUCUCCUGCGCCUCGACGGCGGCGCAGGCGCGUGGCCGAAGAACCGAAAACAGAAAAGGCGCCACUCGUCAAUGGUGCAAACUGCCUGUCACUCACCCUCUUUCAAUCUUUUUAUGUGUCUGUGUCUGUGUCUGUGUCUGUGUGUGUCGUUGAUCAGUGUGGGAUGAGGAUGCUGACGAUGACUUGGCCGCUGCAGUAGAAGCCGAGAGGGCCAAGUGGGCCUCCCUGCCCUCGAGGGCGCAGCAGCAGGGGCAGGACGAGGGCUGGAUGACCAAAGCAAGAGACUCCCUCUCAACCAUACUUGUGGUUGGUUCGGACACACACACAGACACAGACACACAGACAAAACACGCAGCCGUCGGACAUGAAGGCCAAGUGCAUUCAAUUCAUCUAUCCCCCGUUCGUUCGUUCGUACGUGUCUGUGCUGUGCCACAUGUGGUUGCAGGUUGACUUCUUUGUGGUGUUGGUGUUUGUGUUGUGGUUUGUCUUUGGGACCAUUGCCAACGCGGCCUUCAACGCGCCGGCCGCCAUCCAGGCCUUCGACCUGCUCUGGACGCCAGUGGUGCAGCCCGCAUUGGGCAUCCUCAUGCUCGGUCAGUCCGCCAGACUACAAGCAUACAUACACGAGUCACGACGAAGCCUUGUUGUGUGUGUGUGUGUGUGUGUGUAUGUGUAUGUGCAGGCACGUUGGGCAGUGCGGGUGCAGGGUGGGUGCAGGAGAAGAUGGUGGGCGGCAAGCAGGAAGGCACCUGAACUGAACCAUUGUCAUCAACAGAGAGGAGACGACACUGUAUGAGAAGGAGAGAGAAAGUGCAAUGGCUAGAUCUAAGCCGCAAGAGAGUCAAGAGUGUCCGCGUCCCUUGUGGUGUGUACGUUCUCUCGCCGCGACGCUAGGGGCGGUUCUGGCGAGCUGUGAGCUACUCGUGACGUUUCGGCCAGAGGACUGACACACCAG